AUGUUGCCUGAUGUUGGGUUGGAAUACGUCAGGUGGUAUACUUCUUGGUGGCCCUCCAGGAGUGGGGAAGACAUUAUUAGCAAAGCUGUUGCUGGUGAGGCAGGUGUAAACUUCUUCUCCGUACCUGCAUCUCAGUUUGUCGAAAUAUAUGUGGGAGUUGGUGCUUCCUGUGUACGAGCGCUCUAUCAAGAUGCAAGGGACAAUGCUCCAUCUGUUAUUUUCAUCGAUGAACUGGAUGCUGUUGGAAGAGCACGUGGUUUGAUAAGGGGUCUGGUGGGAAAGAGCCUUCUUGUGUGGCUGGAUGGGUUUGAAGGCAGAGGAGAAAUCAUUACCAUUGCUUCUACAAAGAGGCGUGACAUUUUGGAUGCAGCAGUACUUUCAGUUGGUUUAUGUGGGGAAGACAUUAUUAGCAAAGCUGUUGCUGGUGAGGCAGGUGUAAACUUCUUCUCCGUACCUGCAUCUCAGUUUGUCGAAAUAUAUGUGGGAGUUGGUGCUUCCUGUGUACGAGCGCUCUAUCAAGAUGCAAGGGACAAUGCUCCAUCUGUUAUUUUCAUCGAUGAACUGGAUGCUGUUGGAAGAGCACGUGGUUUGAUAAGGGGUCUGGUGGGAAAGAGCCUUCUUGUGUGGCUGGAUGGGUUUGAAGGCAGAGGAGAAAUCAUUACCAUUGCUUCUACAAAGAGGCGUGACAUUUUGGAUGCAGCAGGUUCGACCGGAAAACAGACAUACCCAAGUCUGGACUGA
Salvia splendens (bonfire salvia) is the source of this 741-nucleotide messenger RNA. RefSeq names its product ATP-dependent zinc metalloprotease FtsH-like. The coding region runs from base 1 to 741 and encodes 246 amino acids. The transcript has 6 exons. The record is from RefSeq and is a predicted model, not a curated record. Gene Ontology annotation, biological process: protein import into chloroplast stroma; proteolysis. Gene Ontology annotation, molecular function: ATP-dependent peptidase activity; ATP hydrolysis activity; ATP binding. Gene Ontology annotation, cellular component: chloroplast. NCBI's taxonomy places the organism in Eukaryota, Viridiplantae, Streptophyta, Magnoliopsida, Lamiales, Lamiaceae.